AAGAAUUUGUAGUUAUGAUGGGAAGCAAAGCAAAAGCAAUGGGGUCUGGGCUGACUCCUCUUCUUACCACUGUUUUAGUGGUAUUUGUUGCUCUUGGCUUGCCCUCAGAAACUGCAGCUGAUGAUCACUACAAGUAUUCAUCUCCUCCUCCUCCUUACCACUAUCCCUCACCACCACCUCCAGUGCAUUUACCUCCACCAGUGUACAAAUACAAGUCCCCACCACCACCUCAUCAUGUUUACAAGUACAAAUCUCCACCACCCCCACCACCACACCCAGUUUACAAGUAUAAGUCGCCACCACCACCUCCUCAUCCGGUAUACAAGUACAAGUCUCCUCCGCCACCUCCUCAUCCGGUACCACACCCAGUUUACAAGUAUAAGUCACCACCACCACCUCCUCAUCCGGUACCACACCCAGUUUACAAGUAUAAGUCUCCUCCGCCACCAGUUUACAAAUAUAAGUCUCCUCCACCACCACCUCCAGUGUACAAAUACAAGUCUCCACCACCACCAGUUUACCACUACAAGUCUCCACCACCUCCUCCCCAGUUUACAAAUACAAGUCUCCACCACCACCAGUUUACCACUACAAGUCUCCACCACCUCCUCCCCCAGUUUACAAAUACAAGUCUCCACCACCACCAGUUUACCACUACAAGUCUCCACCACCUCCUCCCCCAGUUUACAAAUACAAGUCUCCACCACCACCACCACCAGUUUACCACUACAAGUCACCACCACCUCCUCCCCCAGUUUACAAAUACAAGUCUCCACCACCUCCUCACCACUACUAAGCAAUUGCUUCUGAGGCAAAGGAGAAGGAAACCAGUGUUUGGACCUUCUUGAAGAUGUAGAAGCAUAAGAAUAAAAGCCCAAUGUGAAGAUGAUGAUUUCAAGUUUUUCUACGUUACCAUUUCUAUAUCUAAAUUCGUUGUAGCGCCUUAGUUCCUUUGUUUAUGGGAUUUGUAUCGUUUUACGUACCAUGCAGUACAUGUCAUGUUUGUAAGGUUUUCUAUCCUGCCGGCAAAUCGCAGGUUCCAUGUAAUAAAUCAAUACUAUUUAUAUUACGACACUUUUCUCUGUUUCUCUUA
Messenger RNA from Coffea eugenioides, 1093 nucleotides. RefSeq names its product extensin-like. The transcript has 2 exons. Bases 15 to 848 code for a protein of 277 amino acids. The record is from RefSeq and is a predicted model, not a curated record. Gene Ontology annotation, molecular function: structural constituent of cell wall. Gene Ontology annotation, biological process: plant-type cell wall organization. Lineage: Eukaryota; Viridiplantae; Streptophyta; Magnoliopsida; Gentianales; Rubiaceae.